Cebus imitator (Panamanian white-faced capuchin) is the source of this 798-nucleotide messenger RNA. RefSeq names its product FXYD domain containing ion transport regulator 7 (gene FXYD7). Gene Ontology annotation, biological process: regulation of sodium ion transmembrane transporter activity. Gene Ontology annotation, cellular component: membrane. The transcript has 6 exons. The record is from RefSeq and is a predicted model, not a curated record. NCBI's taxonomy places the organism in Eukaryota, Metazoa, Chordata, Mammalia, Primates, Cebidae. The coding region runs from base 166 to 408 and encodes 80 amino acids. Gene Ontology annotation, molecular function: sodium channel regulator activity.
GGGGUGGCCUGCACGGGGGCGGGCUCCCCGGGCCCCCAUUGGCUACAGGCACCCCCCACGCCAGGGCUCCCCCCAGCUCCCCUCCACAUCGGUCUGUCCUGCUUCCAGCUGCUGCAGCGCGCCUUCGCCGCCAAAGCAUCCAGAAGCCCCCUGCUCCGUCCGAGCAUGGCGACCCCGACCCAGACCCCCACAAAGGCUCCUGAGGAACCUGACCCAUUUUACUAUGACUACAACACGGUGCAGACGGUGGGCAUGACUCUGGCCACCAUCUUGUUCCUGCUGGGUAUCCUCAUCGUCAUCAGCAAGAAGGUGAAGUGCAGGAAGGCGGACUCCAGGUCUGAGAGCCCAACCUGCAAAUCCUGUAAGUCCGAGCUUCCUUCCUCAGCCCCUGGCGGCGGCGGCGUGUAACACCUGCCCGAGGAACCUCCGCUGCCGACCCUGCCUGAGUGCGGGAGCCUGAGGACCGGGUGGAGGCGGUGGGGACCCAGCCGCGCGCCGGGAGCGCUCCCCGGAAUGAGCCGCCCCACCCACCCCAAGGCCGGAGCCGCUGCACCCCGCUGUCCCUCCCCAGGCCUUGGCAAUGACGACCCCCCAAAGAGCCAGCCCAUCUGCACCCCAGACCCGGGGCCUCAGGCCUCCAGCUCCCGGGAUCCGGGAGUCCACCCCGCCCCAGCGCCCCCAGCAUCCCCGUGUAUGGCCCCCCUGCGCCUCCUUGUCUCCUCCCCGAAGAUCCGUCCCCCUGGCCCCUCGGUGUCCAUGUCUUGAGCUUAAUAAAUGUGCAUUUGGUUUUUUCCCCUG